Salvia splendens (bonfire salvia) is the source of this 1092-nucleotide messenger RNA. RefSeq lists its product as uncharacterized. NCBI's taxonomy places the organism in Eukaryota, Viridiplantae, Streptophyta, Magnoliopsida, Lamiales, Lamiaceae. The transcript has 4 exons. The record is from RefSeq and is a predicted model, not a curated record. Bases 1 to 1092 code for a protein of 363 amino acids.
AUGGACCGGGAAAAUAAAAAACGAAAGGAGAUUGAAAGUGUAUUGGUUGUAGUUGAAGAUUUGGUUCGUCAGCAGCGCCAACAAUCUUUUCUUCUGCUCAGUUUGGCUGAGUAUUUUAGUCGGCGGAGGAGUAGUGAUGAUGAAGACGAUACAACCAUGGUUACUGACUUGUUAUGGAAGAUACCGGAGCAAAUUCGACGUAUGGAUAGGAUGGUUGAGGAGCAAGUGUCUAUGCUCUUAAGCAUCCUCGCUCAUCACAAAAAGAAUCGGAUAAUAGGGUUUGAGUAUUUGCGAUCCGGACAGACUGUUUCUCGAUAUAUUCAUGAGGUGUUGAGAGGAGUGAUUGGUCUUCAUGAGGUAUUCAUGGCUAAACCCACGCUUGUGGACGACGAUUGCGACAACCCCCGGUGGAAAUGGUUCAUGGGCUGUCUAGGGGCAUUGGAUGGAACAUAUAUCGAUGUCCGUGUUAGUGUUGGUGAUGCACCACGGUAUAGAACACGAAAGGGCCACAUCGCUACUAAUACUUUGGCCGUCUGUGAUCGUUUUAUGCGAAUUAUCUACGUCCUAAUUGGUUGGGAGGGAUCAGCCGGUGACUCUCGUGUUCUAUGCGAUGUUGUCACAACGGAAGUUGACAAACUACGCGUCCCUAAAGGAUUCCUCACACCAUUCAAAGGGGUGCGGUAUCACUUGAAGGAGUGGGGACCUUCUGCGCAUAAGCAUCAAAACCCUACAGAAAUGUUUAACAUGAGGCACACUAUGGCACAGAAUAUCAUCAAACGUGCUUUUGCGGUAUUGAAGAUGAGGUGGGGGAUAUUACACAGUGCCAGCUUCUACCCAAUCACAACACAAACGCGUCUCAUAAUGGCAUGCUUCAUUCUGCACAAUUUCAUUCGGAGCCAAAUGCAAGUUGAUCCAGUGGAGUUGGAACUUAGUGAUGCAAAUGUGAACCUUGAAGACCUUGAAGAUACAAAUGGGGACAUUUCAACAGGGACGGAAGGAGAUGACGUGGAGUAUGUAGAUGCAGUUGAAUCUACUCCAGCGUGGAACCAGACCAGGACAGAGAUGGCCGAGUUUAUGUGGAAUAAUGCGUAG